AUGGUUUCACUAGAAGAAGAGGAGGACCGCGAUAUGGGAGGUUCCCAGGACGGAAGCUCCGAUAACGAGAACGAGAAUGAAAUUGACGAAACAAUGCGCGAUAUGGACGAUGGAGAUGGCGACAAUGACCAGGACCAGGACGGCGAAGGAGACCAGGACGCGGAUAGCCCCUCAAAUGCGAGCCAGGCAUCGGAGGGUACUGGCAUGCCACAAAACACAAAUGGUAAUGGUGACAAUUCCGUCCCAGAACCGUUCUCAAUCUACCACCCCAGUGUGCGCCCGGAAUGUCUCACAGCCAGAACUUACGACAUCGCCCCAACUACUGCCGCGCCUCACGCGACCUCGAUCAACGCCAUUGCAGCGACAGCAGAUAUGCGCUGGGUCUUCACCGGCGGAUCAGAUGGAUUUGUGCGCAAGUUCAACUGGGCAGACUCAAUCAAUAGCAAGCUUAUGUUGACCGUGGCCCAAAGGCAUCCCUUCGUCGACAGUGUGGUAAAGGCUGGUGUACUGAUGACAUACUGGGAGAAUAUGGAUGGCAGCCACUUGUCUCCGGUGUAUUCCUUGGCCUGUCAUAGCGAAGGGCUGUGGCUGCUUUCCGGUUUAGAGUCUGGUGCCAUUCGAUUACAGACAUUGCGCCACGAUGAAGGCAAGGAAAUUGCGCUUCUUCAACAACACACUUCGGCAGUGUCCACGCUCAACCUUACAUCGGACGAAGAAUCAUUGCUUUCUGGGAGUUGGGACAAGCGUGUCUUUGACUGGGAUCUGAACACCGGACAGGCUAGACGUGCAUUUGGCGGCAGCGCGGCACAAAUAUCUGCUGUACAAAUUCGACCAGAGUCUAGCCUGCCUGUGCCUAAGGAUACAAUCGAACUCCACCAGACCAAUGGGACAUAUACAUCAAAUUAUGCAGCCCCAGGCGCAGAUAGCUUCGGUUUUAUGGAUACUACCCAGGACGCAAAAAACUCAGGUCUAGCCGAGAACCCGCAGGCGGGCUCCCCAGCGGACUCACUAUUUGGUGGAGCGGACUCAUUGUUUGGCGAUGCAGAUGGUGGAGCUGCAGAUGGCGGAGAGCCAUCAGGUGGCGUGUUUGGGGUAGACGAGGAUGAUGAAUUUGGCCGCGCGGUAGCAAAUGGUGCCAUGGCGGAUGCAGACGCUCCAGGGGAGAUUGACGACGAACCUCCUGUUCAUUCAAAUGCAGAAUAUACUCAGAGUGCACAAGAUACACAACCGACCGCUCAUACAGAUGCGUCAAACGAGAAAGUGGAGGUGACCGACAUCGACAUACCCAAUAGCCCAACCCAACCGAUGGUCAACGGGCUUCCUAAAGCAGAGGAUCUCGAGACUCAACCACAAUUACCAGACUUCUCACAAAACAUGCCACCAGAGCAAGUCCCCACAGCCGACAACACGUUCCUUGCGGCCUCUAUGGAUGGAACGAUCCGAGUAUGGGACCGCAGGCAGCCUGAUCCUGUUGCUCGUAUCUCCCCGUACAAUUCUCCUCCAUGGUGCAUGAAUGCCUGCUGGUCCCCAGAUGGAAAUUACAUUUACGCCGGACGGCGAAAUGGCACAGUCGAAGAGUAUAGUCUUCAUAAAGGUCUGAGGAAUGUUGAACGAACAUUCAAGUUCCCACAGGGAAGUGGACCGGUAACCGCACUGAAGGCUAUGCCAAAUGGGCGACAUCUCGUGUGCGCUUCUCAUGACAUUCUCCGAUUGUAUGAUCUGCAAAACGAGCACAAGGAAAACACCUCUCGCCAUUCGCCAGUACCAUUUUUGAUUAUUCCUGGCCACCGCACUGGAACCAUCUCACAGCUAUUUGUCGACAAUGCAUGCCGCUACAUGAUCUCCACCAGUGGCAACCGGGGUUGGGAAGGAAAUACCACCGAGGUUCUGCUUGGCUACGAGAUUGGGGUACCCCAAUAG
Molecule: messenger RNA, 1920 nt
Organism: Penicillium soppii
Lineage: Eukaryota; Fungi; Ascomycota; Eurotiomycetes; Eurotiales; Aspergillaceae
Product: WD40 repeat domain-containing protein
Exons: 3
Coding region: 1-1920 (639 amino acids)
Molecular function (GO): protein binding
Source: RefSeq, a predicted model, not a curated record